Messenger RNA from Adineta ricciae, 1386 nucleotides. The record is from the annotation of a GenBank genome assembly. NCBI's taxonomy places the organism in Eukaryota, Metazoa, Rotifera, Eurotatoria, Adinetida, Adinetidae.
AUGACUCCCAGCCGUUUGAAAGAUGCUACAGUUGCUAUUAAUGAUCUGCUGAAAGAAUACGACAUUCGUUUGCGGCCCUCAUUUGGAGGUGAACCACUUUCUCUAGAUAUUGAAAUCCGUUUAGCAAGUUUUGACAGUAUAUCUGAAGUCAAUAUGGAUUACACACUAACGCUGUAUUUAAACCAAUAUUGGCGUGAUGAUCGUCUUGUAUUCGGGAAUACAAGUGAAGAAAUAACUUUAACCGGUGAAAUCAUCGAUAAAUUUUGGCUACCCGAUACGUUUUUUCCCAAUGACAAGAGUGCCUACUUGCACGAUGUGACAGAAAAGAAUAAGAUGAUCCGUAUUAACGGUAAUGGAGAUAUUCUUUAUGGAAUGAGAUUUACAAGCACAUUAGCAUGCAUGAUGGAUCUUCGGCGAUAUCCACUCGAUCGGCAAAACUGUACCGUCGAAGUGGAAUCAUACGGAUACACGCAGGCUGACGUCAUCAUGCGUUGGAAAAGUGGCCGUUCAUCAAUUUUAGAUCUCGAUAAAGUUCAAUUACCACAAUUUACGAUUCUCGGCUAUGAUACCAUAUCGUAUAGUAUAUACUUAGCCACAGGUACUUAUCAACGUCUUUCGCUGAGCUUUGUUCUUCAACGUAAUAUCGGUUAUUUUCUAUUCCAAACAUAUCUCCCAUCGAUUCUGAUCGUUAUGUUAUCUUGGGUUAGUUUUUGGAUAAACCACGAAGCAACUAGUGCGCGCGUCGCAUUAGGUAUUACGACUGUCCUGACGAUGACAACUAUAUCGACUGGUGUUCGGUCGUCACUGCCACGUAUUUCAUACGUUAAAGCAAUUGAUAUUUAUCUAGUGACUUGUUUUGUCUUUGUCUUUUCUGCACUUUUGGAAUAUGCCGCUGUUAACUAUCUCUACUGGGGUAGUCGAGCAAAACGAAGAAAAGCAGCGAAUGAAAUAGCCAAGAUGCAAAAGGAAGCUCAGGAUGAUUAUGAAUUAGAAGAAAUCGCCAUUAAUCGGGCUUCGCCUAUUAUUGGUUUACCUACAAAUCCUUCUGACAACCAUCGUAGAAGACGGAGAAGAACACCUUCGACAAUACGUGACGAGCAUUGCAAUAGUAAUCAUACUAUUGUCACACAGUAUCCACGUUUUCGAUCAUUAGUAAGAGGCAAUCCAGCUAUCAACCCAUCAGCGUAUAUGCGACACUCACAUCCGCAUCGAACACGACGUUUUCUAAGAUACCUUCGGACUCGUACACGAUGUUUUAGUCAGCCAUUUUUACAUGUUAAAGAUGUGAAUGAUAUCGAUCGCUGGUCACGUCUUUGUUUUCCCGUUCUUUUUUUCUUAUUUAAUGCAUGCUAUUGGCCUUUUUUCAUUGUUCGACCACACGAAUAA